GUCUCGGAGGCUAAAAAUAGCGUUUAAUUUUUUAAUUUUUAUUUAUUUUUUAUUUUUGGAUGCAGCCAUGCCUACUAACUCCGUGAGGCGAUACUGUGUUUCAGCACAAAACAAACAGGAGCACUGGACAAGUUAAGUAUUGGACGGACUUCCAAACGCAGUUAGCACCUUAAGCUAAUUAAUUCAACGAGUUAAGAUUAAAAAAAAGAAAAUCUCCAAAACUGGUUCUAACAUGUCGGACGUAGUUUCUAAACCACACUGUUCUAGUGUCAGUCUAUUAGUAGUAUCACCUGUAUCUAACCCUCAGGGUCUUUUUAUGGGGUAAUCCAAGUUAAGAAGAAGUCUGGUUUUACCUUUAAGCCCCUUUCACACAGCCUAGAAAAGCUGGCACUUCCUACCUUUUUCCGUAUGGUCAUUGACCAUACAACUUCGGAAGCGGUAUCAGGAGAUUCUUCCACAAGGAGAUUCCCAAAAAUGAGCAGAAUCGGAGUAAUAAAAGAAAAUCCAGCAUGUAUCCGCUUGUGCCUUUCCCACAGAACUCAGCAAAGAGACAUUUGAAGGAACUGAACUGACUGUUUUCCUUUCUGUUUCAUUGUCACAUGGAAGUCGACACAGCAACAUUCCAACUCCAGCGGCGUGGACGCCUGCCAUAGCGGCUCAAGUGUUCACUGAGAGGGGAAGCAUGCUUGGAUCCCAAACGGCCCGCGACUGCUGAGGAGGACCUCCGUGCAGGCUCAGGCUGGCUGCAGAGGAGGAGGAGCUUCCUGAUCCAUGGAGAAUUAUUUUCAAGCAGAGGCCUUCAACCUGGACAAGGUGUUAGACGAGUUUGAGCAGAACGAAGAUGAGACCGACUCUCCUCUUCUCUCGGACGCCAAGUGGACUCAGAUUCUGGCCCCACCUGCCCACCUGCUCUCGCUAAACCCCGCCCUGGCCCACGCUGACUUCAGCCCCCUGGAGAGUCCGCAGCCGCUCAAGACCUUCCCGGAUCGCAAAAGACCAACGGGCGGCGAGCCGGCCGAUGUCCACAGCCCGCCCCUGCCGCAGCCCAACAUCGGCAAAUUGGUGGGGACGGACAGCCGAUCGCCGCCGCCCGUCACGGCCUGCGAGGAGCAGCGAGGGGACGCCUCCGCCGCGUCCCGCUUCACCUUCGAGGUGGGACUAGAGCAAGAAGGGGCUCCCGCCGAGAAAGUUCAUCCGCACGUGGAGCCCACGACAUUGAACGGAGAAGGCUGUUCGGCGGACUUUGAACAAGAAAGACACAGUGGCGAGCUGGUAGAAAGUCUUCUGAAUGGUGGGGUGGGUUGUUGCUCCGUGUCUCGACUUGAGUCUGAGCAGCUCCUUCCCAACGGCUUGCAACCCGAGGACGGGAGCCGCCUAAACGUACUGGACGAUGAAGCGGGGGAGAGAUUCUCUCCCUCGCCCGUGCCCUCCAAGGAAGACUCUGUGACAGAGGAGAAAGAGAUGGAGGAGAGCAAGCAGGAGAGCGCUGACGUGGCGGCGUCAGGCGGUAUUCGAACGAAACUGAACAACAGCCGUCUGCAGCCGGUCAGCGUCCCCUAUGGCGGGGCGCGACCCAAGCAGCCCGUCAGCCUCAAACUCCAAAUCCCGCAGCCUCUGGCGGGUCAGGUGCAGAAUCAGCUCAGUAGCAAGAACAAGAACCUGGACGGCCGCAGGGCGCCGCCGCCCGAAACGACGCACGGCAGGACCGAGGCGCCUUUGGCGGUGAACGGCGUCGAGGUCCUCCCGAAUCCCCCUCUCGCGUUGUGCUCGGAGAGUCCGGACAACGAUCUUCAGGCAGGACAGCAACACGGUUCCAUCGGCGGGAAGUCCCCAAGCUCGCUGGGUGAGGUGGCUCCCGUGUGGGUGCCCGACGCACAGGCCCCCGCCUGCAUGAGGUGCGACGCCAAGUUCACGUUCACCAAGAGGAGGCACCACUGCAGGGCCUGUGGCAAGGUGUUCUGUGCCACGUGCUGCGGCCUGAGAUGCAAAUUGGGAUACAUGGACGGGAAGGAGGCUCGCGUCUGCGUCACCUGUCAUUCGGGUCUAACCAGCGGUGAGCGCGGAACAUCGUUUGAAGCCGUUCCCAACGGGCUUAAUUUGUCCACAUCUCCGACGCUGUCGGAUUCUCAGGUCACGGUCGGCAACAAUCAGAGUCCCAACCCCAACAACCCGGCCGAAUACUGCUCCACCAUCCCCCCCCUGCAACAGGCCCAGGCCUCGGGCGUUCUCGGCUCGCCGCCGCCUACCGUCAUGGUGCCGGUGGGUCUCCUCAAGCCGCCUGGCAACGAGGGAUCUCUUACACGGGAGCAGAGAAGGGUGUGGUUUGCGGACGGCGUCCUACCAAAUGGCGACGAGGCAGAGUCCCCGAAAGCUCCUGUGCUCUCAACGAAUGCAAACAAAACCUCGGGAUCGGAUGGUGUCGAGGCGGUGCCCGCCCCUAUGGGUCCGCUGGGCAGUCCGCUGGGCAGUGCCCUCAGCUUGAUCCCCGAGGACGGACUCCCUCCCAUCCUCAUCUCCACUGGAGUCAAAGGAGGUACGGGAGGCCACAUCACAGACUAUGCAGUGGAGGAGCGUCCGUCGGCGAUGGUCCUCAUGCAGCAGCUGGAGGAGGGAGGCCCUGACCCGCUGGUCUUUGUUCUCAAUGCUAACCUGCUCGCCAUGGUCAAGCUUGUCAACUAUGUCAACAGGAAGUGCUGGUACAUGACAACAAAGGGUAUGCAUGCCGUAGGCCAGGCCGAGGUGGUGGUUCUGCUCCAGUGUCUACCUGACGAGAAGACCAUCCCAAAGGACAUCUUCAAACACUUUGUGCAGCUCUACCAGGAGGCCCUCAGCGGCAACGUGCUGGGCCACCUGAGCCACUCCUUCUUCACGCAGAGCUUCCUGGGCAGCAGGGAGCACGGCGGCUUCCUCUACGUAAACCCCACCUUCCAGUCCCUGCAGGACCUACUGCUGCCCAACCCGCCUUUCCUCUUCGGCAUACUCAUCCAGAAAUGGGAAACACCCUGGGCCAAGGUCUUCCCCAUCCGCCUCAUGCUGCGGUUGGGCGCCGAGUACCGAUUUUACCCGUGCCCGCUGUUCAGCGUGCGCUUCCGGAAGCCGCUCUUUGGCGAGACUGGUCACACCAUCAUGAAUCUGCUGGCUGACUUUCGCAACUACCAGUACUCGCUGCCGAUGGUCAAAGGCUUGGUGGUGGACAUGGCGGUGAAGAAGACAAGCAUCAAGAUCCCCAGCAACCGCUACAACGAGCUGAUGAAGGCCAUGAACAAGUCCAACGAGCACGUGCUGGCAAUGGGCGCGUGCUUCAACGAGCGUGCCGACUCGCACUUGGUGUGCGUGCAGAACGACGACGGCAACUACCAGACGCAGGCCAUCAGCAUCCAUCAUCAGCCGCGAAAAGUGACGGGCGCAUGUUUCUUCGUGUUCAGCGGAGCCCUGAAGGCUUCGUCGGGCUUCUUGGCCAAAACUAGCAUUGUAGAAGAUGGUGUAUUGAUCCAAAUCACGGCAGAGACAAUGGACGCUCUACGGCAAGCACUGAAGGAUAUGAAGGACUUCACCAUCACAUGCGGUAAAGCAGAGCAAGAGGACAACCAGGACUUAGUGCAUGUCCAGUGGACAGAUGACGACCAUGACUUCAAUAAGGGUGUUAUCAGUCCUAUCGACGGCAAGUCGAUGGAGUCCAUAGCCAGCGUGAAGAUUUUCCACGGCUCCGAGUUCAAGGCCAACGGCAAAGUGAUCCGCUGGACAGAGGUGUUUUUCCUCCAGAGCGACGAUCAGCCCAACGGCCUGAGCGACCCGGCCGACCACAGCCGCCUGACAGAAAACGUGGCGCGAGCCUUCUGCAUGGCGCUGUGCCCGCACCUCAAGCUGCUCAAGGAGGACGGCAUGGCCAAGCUGGGCCUGCGCGUCACGCUCGACUCAGACCAGGUGGGUUACCUGGCAGGGAGCAACGGGCAGCCUCUUCCUCCUACGUACCUGAGCGACCUGGAUAGCGCGCUAAUUCCCGUCAUCCACGGCGGGGCCUGCCUGCUCAGCGAGGGCCCUGUGGUCAUGGAGCUGGUUUUCUACAUCCUGGAGAUCAUCUCCUAAAAACUCAAGGUGGCUUUUCCAAAUGUGAGUUGAGUCCGAUUUGACUGUCAGGUGGCGUCAUGUAGCUCCAAAGACUUAUGGCGAAGCACUUCGACCUUGCUGACUACAGCAGAUGCACCAGAUGCCCUUUUUUAUUUUAUCCCCCCCCCCCCCCCCCCCCCUUGCACCCGGUGCUCAGUGCCUGCUUUUUUGGGUUGAUUUCAUCGCAAAAGCUUUACCACUCAAUCACCACAUGCAUUGACUCUAUGUACAUUUUGUAUGUGUGUUGGCAGAAGAAGCAGUUUGUAGCCUCCAGAGAUUACACACGCACACACAUACAUACACAAACACACACAAAACAAUCACAACAAUGCUGAUGAUUAGUACUUUCCAAUGCUUUAUUACUCAUCAGCCGUUUGGAGGGAAAAAGCGAGACAAACACUGUUUCGAUGUCUUAAUCACAAAGAUGUAAAAAAUAUAUACAUAUAUCUAUAUAUAUAUAUAAAAAAAAUGAAAUAAAAUGCAGAAACAGUGCACUGGAUUCUAAGCCAUCUCUGGGAGUGUUUGUGAAGCUGUAAGACGAAGCUUGAAUGUGUUGUAUAGUUUAUGGAAAGUUCGUCUGCCCUGCGACAUGGACCUGGCUGAAACGCUGUGAGAAUGUAUCCCUUACCUUUUUAUGUUUCUGUACAGCUUCCAUCUUGAGAAGGACUUUAUUAAAGCCAAAUUGCCGUCAGAAUCUCCA
Syngnathus typhle (broad-nosed pipefish) is the source of this 4807-nucleotide messenger RNA. It is a transcript of the gene zfyve9a, whose product is annotated as zinc finger, FYVE domain containing 9a. Gene Ontology annotation, molecular function: metal ion binding. Gene Ontology annotation, biological process: endosomal transport. Lineage: Eukaryota; Metazoa; Chordata; Actinopteri; Syngnathiformes; Syngnathidae. Gene Ontology annotation, cellular component: early endosome membrane. The coding region runs from base 772 to 4086 and encodes 1104 amino acids. The record is from RefSeq and is a predicted model, not a curated record. The transcript has 19 exons.